Molecule: messenger RNA, 826 nt
Organism: Camellia sinensis
Lineage: Eukaryota; Viridiplantae; Streptophyta; Magnoliopsida; Ericales; Theaceae
Source: RefSeq, a predicted model, not a curated record
UAUCAAACUAUAACUUGCUACUUGAUCACACGCAUCAAGAGAAUCAUGGAAAAGCAAGGAGUGUAUGGUCCGAAACCCCGGUUUCUUGUUGGGAAAAUCUCGGACAUGGCUUCCCUCGUCUCCAAAUCCACCUCCAAAGACAUGGACACCAUCAACCAUGACAUCGUUGGCCGUCUCUUGCCCCAUUUCCUCACCUGGUCCAAACAAUACGGAAAGAGAUUUAUAUUUUGGAAUGGAAUCGAGCCAAGAAUGUGUAUAACGGAGACCGAGCACAUCAAAGAGCUUCUAUCAAAGUACAGCACAAAAGCUGGUAAAUCAUGGCUGCAACAACAAGGAUCAAAGCAUUUCAUCGGCCGGGGACUACUAAUGGCCAACGGCGAUGAUUGGCAUCACCAGCGACAUAUCGUCGCACCCGCUUUCACGGGAGACAAACUCAAGGGGUAUGGGGGACACAUGGUGGACUGCACCAAGUAUAUGCUCCAAUCACUGCAAAAUGCACUUGAGUUGGGUCAGACCGAGUUCGAGAUUGGUGAGUACAUGACUCGACUCACGGCGGACAUCAUUUCACGAACCGAGUUUGAUUGUAGCUAUGAGAAGGGGCAGCAAAUAUUCCAUUUGCUCACAGUUUUGCAAAACCUUUGUGCUCAAUCUAGCCGGCACUUGUGGUUUCCCGGAAGCCGGUUUUUUUUCCAAGUAAAUACAACAGAGAAAUAAAAUCACUGAAGAUGGAGGUAGAGAGAUUGCUAAUGGAGAUUAUCCAGAGCCGAAGAGACUGUGUAAAGAUCGGACGAAGCAGCUCAUACGGGAACGAUUUGCUCGGAAUGCU